Messenger RNA from Osmerus eperlanus (European smelt), 3359 nucleotides. Its product is annotated as TBC1 domain family member 10A-like. The record is from RefSeq and is a predicted model, not a curated record. The transcript has 9 exons. The coding region runs from base 653 to 2215 and encodes 520 amino acids. Lineage: Eukaryota; Metazoa; Chordata; Actinopteri; Osmeriformes; Osmeridae.
UCCAUGGCGAAGAGUCGGAACCUGGAUGACAGUUGAGGAAGGGUGGAAAAAGAAAUGACAACGAAAACUUCGCUAAAGACAUCUUAACAUUUGUGAGAUGUUUGUAUGCAAGUUACCUUAUUGAUGUAACUUGUGUUUUUCUUAUUGUUCUGCUCAAUACAAUUAUUUAGCUUGUUUUGAUUACGUUAGUUUUUAGUUGUUAGCUAGUACUAGUUAGCUAGUGCUAACGUUGUCUAGUUACUGUACAGUAGCCAGCUUUCGUUCGCCGCUGUUGUGAUUAGCUAGCCUCGCUUGCUAAAAGCUAGCAAGUUAGUGCUAGGUAGCUAUACAGUAACAUUUGAUCUUUCUGUGGAGAUAGUUAACAUGUACCCCCAACAUAACAUUUCCAGAUAGCUAAAAGUAAGUUAUAACGAUAUGCUACCUAUUUAUCCUAGCUUAGCAUGCUGCUUGAAACUUAGUUGAUGGCUACUACUACUAGUUAUCAUAGCUAAUUCUAGCUAUUUUGUAAGCUAGCUAGUGAAUGUUAUCCACCCGUCCAGAUGCCCUAAAUAUGACAUGGCAUUUGUUUUGUUGACUUGGAAACAUUUGCGUUGUACGCCGUUACUUUUAACAGUGCCAGAAUUAUAACUGGCAAUCUAGAUAGCUAGUAAUUAUGGCUCAAAUAGAGAAUGGUCGUCAGUCAGUCGACACAACCAGCAUCAGGACUAGUAUUGGCAGUCAUGUUGACGACGAGAGCUCCCUUGGAUCCGACUCAGAGAUCAACGGCUUCACCAGCAGCAGGCAUCCCGAUAAAUAUGGAUUUAUCGGUGGAGCACAACAGUAUUCUGAAGACUCGGCCCAGGAUGUCCCUCCAGAGGUGUUGAGACAGAGGGAGGUCAAGUGGCUGGACAUGCUCAGCCACUGGGACAAGUGGAUGGCCAAGAGACACAACAAGGUGAGACUGCGAUGCCAGAAGGGGAUCCCUCCGUCCCUGCGAGGUCGUGCUUGGCUCUACCUGUCCGGGGGAAAGGUGAAGAGAGAGCAGAACCACGGAAAGUUCCAGGAGCUCGACAGCCAGGCAGGAGACCCUAAGUGGAUGGAUGUGAUAGAGAAGGAUCUGCACCGGCAGUUUCCCUUCCACGAGAUGUUUGUGUCGCGAGGAGGACAUGGGCAGCAGGACCUGUUCCGUGUCCUGAAGGCCUACACGCUGCACAGGCCAGACGAGGGCUACUGCCAGGCCCAGGCGCCCAUCGCCGCCGUGCUGCUCAUGCACAUGCCCGCCGAGGAUGCCUUCUGGGGGCUGGUCCAAAUCUGUGAGAAGUACCUUCCUGGUUACUACAGCGCUGGCCUGGAGGCUAUCCAGUUAGACGGGGAGAUUCUGUUUGCCUUGCUGCGCCGAGUCUGUCCGCUAGGCUACCGUCACCUGGAGAAGCACAAGAUCGACCCCAUCAUCUACAUGACCGAAUGGUUCAUGUGUGCCUUCUCCAGGACCCUGCCCUGGGCCUCCGUGCUGCGCGUGUGGGACAUGUUUCUUUGCGAUGGUGUGAAGAUCAUCUUCAGGGUGGGCCUGGUGCUGCUGAAGAGCAUGCUGGGAACCCGCGAGAAGCUCAAGGCGUGUCAGGGCCAGUACGAGACCAUGGAGCUACUCCGGGCCAUAGAGGCUCGCUACAUGCAGGAGGGCUUCCUCGUACGAGAGGUCCUGGAGGUCCCCGUGUCGGAGCGCGACGUGGAGCGCGAGCACCACUCUCAGCUGAAGCGCUGGAGGAAGACCCGCGGCGAGCUGCACUGCAAGUGCCCCCCCAGGAUGCACGGCGCCCGGGCCAUCAUGUCGGCCGAGCCGCACAGCCGCCAGGACCUGCGGCAGCUGCCCACCAUCGUGGUGGAGUCCCCCGUGCCCGCCGCCCAGCCCUCCGCCGCCCACAAGGCGGAGAAGAAGAACAAGGAGGAGAAGAAGAACAGGGAGGAGAGGAAGAGCAAGAAGAGAGGAAGCCUGAUGAGGAAGACUCCCGUCCCCGUCGUGCAGGUCCCCAACCCCUACCCUCUACUGGGCGACCCUCAGCCCCCACCACCAGACCCACCAGCCCAGCCCGCCAGUGUCGAGCAGACCCCGCCCCCACAGGCCGUGACAGACCCUCCCCCUCAGCCUCCGUCUCCUAAAGACACAGCCCCAGCCAAAGAGUCUCUCCUCCAGCACUCCACACAGAGCCUCAACAGCGCCGAGGACACCUACCUGUGACUGUCCCUGUGACCACAGCCCGGGGCGCCAUGUCCAAGACUCAGCAAGACGGGAAUGAGAGGAGGGGGGGCAGUAGCUGGUGAAUGUGCCUCUACAGAUUCACUCUGUAUCCCACUGCAUGCCAAUUAAGCCUCUCUCUCUCUCUUUCUCAUCGGGCAUUCACAUAUGCAGCGGCGUGGCGGAGAGUUCCGGAACUGUCUAACAUUGGUGGUUGGGGGAGGAGCGUAUUCUAAAGUUGAAAGACGUUUUAAAGGCCGUGAUCUAUUUUUUUUUUUUACUCACACUCUCUUGGUUGGAUCCUCGCUGGCAGCUUAGUGGGAAUAGGGGUUGUGGGCCUAGUUCGGUUAGCCUUAUGAAACUCAUGGUUGUCUUAGUUACGCUAGCCGUCGGUUCACUUUGACUACUGCCCCUACCGAUGUCACUCGUCCACUAAUGCCCUCGUUAACAAGUGACAAACUCGUGCUGUGUGCGGGAAUUGUUGCGUAAUUGGAACCGGGAAUGUGAUAUGGUAUCUAUAGGUAGCUUUGUUAGAUAGACACGUUUGGUAACCUAAAGGAGGGGUGGAGACACAUACAAACUGUAGAUGCCAGUUGGUUGUAACUCAGUGAGCGAAACGUAACUAGCCAGCAAGCUGCACGCCACUUCCAGAUUGGUCAACACCCACACAGGGCUUUGAGCUGGGACCAGCACAGCGUUGCAGAACGUACAAUCCACACGCCUCCACACUGAAUAUGUGAAUGCCCUCCCAGUCAGCAAGACACUAGCACAAAUACCAGCCACACACCAGCCAAUCAUGUCCAGGUUUGCCAUGACCCUUUCCAUUAACCAAUCAUAUUCUUCUUAACAAGCUUUGAAAGACACUGUAUUGCCUCUUGCCAGGUUUCUUUUUCUUAGUUGCGUAUUCUGACCCGUAGGUGUCACCUGACCUUCUGUGCAGGUGGAGAUUCAUUUUGAAACGGGAAUUGGAAAGGUAAUCGUGGCCAUAUUUGAAGGCUAGUGAGGAGUGGCAUGUUCCUUUGCGGCUUACUCUAAAGCUUUGAUACUAACCCUCUACAGCUCAAAUGUAGCUCACCUUAUUCCAACUUCAGUUCACUGCAUUGCUUCAGCAUAGGUGUGAACCCUUGCUCCUACCUAUGCCUCUUAA